Messenger RNA from Populus euphratica (Euphrates poplar), 704 nucleotides. RefSeq names its product mitochondrial inner membrane protein OXA1-like. The record is from RefSeq and is a predicted model, not a curated record. Bases 186 to 704 code for a protein of 172 amino acids. The transcript is spliced from 2 exons. Lineage: Eukaryota; Viridiplantae; Streptophyta; Magnoliopsida; Malpighiales; Salicaceae.
AGUGGAGCAGGAGCAGAAAUGGACGAGCUUCGGACUAGAGUUUGGCCCAGCUUUAACAUUCCGAGCCCAUCUAGGUCCAGUCAAUAUAGCCCAACGCGAAUAACCACAAAAUUAUGGAACCAUCACUACGAACUGAAAUUCUUUCUCGCAAGCAUUGAAAACGAGGAAUUCUGUUCUUUGUAUCAAUGGCUUGUCUGUUUAGUCUGUCGACAAGAGCAAACAUUGUUAGACGAAGAUAUAAUGCAUCGUUUAGUUACGUUCUCAAUGAUGAUCGCAAACAUAAUUCCAUUGACGAGGGUCCUUCUUUGGAAGGAAUGGGUAAUUUGUUUCAGCAGAAGUCAUUUGGAAGCAGUAGCAACAGGUUUAACAAUAAUAACGAUUCAGCUGUGUUUGGUUUCUUUCACAAUAGAAGAUGUUCAGAUACCGGGGUGUCUUUUUGUCGACAUAUGUCAACAAAGAUUGGUGCAGCGUCGGAAAAAAUUGAGUUCAUAAAUGAUGUUGCUGAUGUUAUCACAGACAGGACUGUUGAGGCUGCUGCUGCUCAGGCACCAGCAAUGGAUGAAGUUGCUGCUGCUGCUGCUGCUGCUGAUUCUUACUUUCCUGUUGCUGCUCUCCAGCAUGUUAUUGAUGCAGUGCAUUCUUUCAUCGGUUUCAACUGGUACUGGGCUAUUUGGUUCUGCUUGCUAAUGUAUACAGUUCAUUAA